Messenger RNA from Gongylonema pulchrum, 513 nucleotides. The record is from the annotation of a GenBank genome assembly. Lineage: Eukaryota; Metazoa; Nematoda; Chromadorea; Rhabditida; Gongylonematidae.
UUGAUUUUUUGCUACUUUAUUUUUUUACUAGCUUCUGUAAGGGAAAUAUUCAAAAUUGAUAUUCAGGACGAACUGCUUUCGUACGAGCUAUCACCGCGAGGCCUUCGAGCAUCACGUUAUCAGCGUGCAUUUCUUGCCGUUUGUCUUUUUUUCGAACCUGCCCUGCUGCACUCCGAUCAUGUUGUUAUGCGUCAAAUUGUCGAUACAUUUUUUACCGAAGAUUGGGUUGUACAUUUGCAUAUGGGUUUGCUAAUGAAUGUUUUUGAUGCAUGGGAUCGUUGUAAAGCAGCGGCAGGUGCAUUGCAACGUGCACUAAAUGUACAGAUUGUGAAACGCCUAGCCUCAAGCCAUGUAUCCGCGCUGAGUACCAUAUCAUUCCCGCAAACUGCCAAAUUAUCGGAAGCAGAUCUCAUCUCCUAUGCAACGCUAAUCGCCGUCAGCAACAGACAUCUCGAAUGGAUCAUGCUUCAUGCUUGUCAGUUUGAUUCUUUUAUUCGCCAGAAAGUGCAAUGA